GGGUUGGGUCGAUCGGGUGCCGCAAAUUCAAUCCGCUAUGGGGGUGUGUUCCACACAUCUAGCGUAGCAUCCGUCGUUCCGGCGAUGGGGAUGGCAAUUCAACGCAUAUGAACCGUGGCCCCGCCUUGUGGCGCGUCACAGGGCCGUGAUACCGUCUCCGGAAAGUCACCCCAUUGACCUGCGAGAGAUCUAGAUGCCGUGCCCUCCCGCUGCGCCGGCAUCGAGGUACUGCACAGUUCUUUAAGUACAAUGCAUCGAUGGCUGUGCGGUGCAGGGUGCCGAGUAUUUAUGCCUUCGCGAUCGUUGUGUACUUUAGUUCCAUUUCGAGUGCUUUCCCCUCAGUCAUUAUCCCCAUACGAUACGGUGGGAUCGCCAGUACGCGUAGGGUGCGAGGUCGAGCUUCCGGAUUUGGCCGACAUGUUGUAACUUGUACUUGACUACCCAGACUUCGUGUGGUUUUCGACUCGUUGCCUAGACUUCGUUGUGCUUCAGGUUCUUCGUGACUGCGGACCUGUGAAUUACUAGCGCUGGGCAGAAGGCGGUGUGAAUGGCUGGAAAGAGUGGACAAUUGUAGAUGCAAGGAAGCUUGUAAGCUUGUUCAGCACUGUGCUGCAUCAUCCUCUGCGACAGCGGAAUCAACGAGAUUUUUGAUCGAUUGUAUAGUUACUCUUGGAGCUUGUGAGCACGAACACUUGUGCUGAUUGCGAAAGGAAAAUUAGUAGGGGAGGAUGUCAAUUUAUCAAGGAGGUUUGGUGGCUGCCUUGUUGGCCGUGGCCAUCUCAUUGACGUGCUUAAGCAGCCAUGCAGAGGCUCAAGGGCUUGCCGUCGGCUAUUACACUAACUCCUGUCCCACGGUAGAAACCAUAAUUUAUAAUUCAAUGUGGGAUUCGUACACUCGGGACCCUACAACCGCUCCUGGCGUUUUGCGCCUCGCAUUUCAUGACUGCUUCGUUCGUGGCUGUGAUGCUUCGGUGUUGCUAGACGGAGUAGAUUCGGAGAAAGCGGCGGCAGUCAAUGUGAACCUGCAUGGAUUUGACGCUAUAGAUGCGGCUAAAACAGCGGUGGAGGAUGCAUGCCCAGGAACUGUUUCCUGCGCCGAUAUCUUGCAGUACGCAGCUCGUGAUAGUGUCUUGCUGACCGGAGGUGAGGGCUGGGAUGUGUCUGGUGGGAGGAGGGAUGGAUUUACAUCAAGUUCUGCAGAUCCCCCUCUAGAGCUGCCUCUCCAAACCAUGACAGUGCCCGAGCUUCUUGCUAAUUUCGCGGCCAAGAACUUGAACGCUGCACACAUGGUCGCCCUGUCGGGCAGUCACUCAAUCGGUGUUGCUCACUGCCAAUUCAUCGUUGAUCGUCUAUACAAUUAUCCCAACAGUGCAACAGGAUCCGACCCUUCCCUUCCAGCCGACCUCUUAGAAUUCCUUAAGACACAGUGUCCUGACUCCGCCGCAACUCCCGAAAUCAACAUUGACGAGGUCUCCCCAGGCACCUUUGACUCCCAAUACUUCGAUAACAUCAUCAGGAACAGGGGGGUGAUAGCAUCCGAUCAGCACCUGAUGGACCACACCUCCACCCAGGGCGAAGUGGCGGCCAACAAUGGACCCGCUUUCGGCGGCAAUUUUGGUAGGGCAAUGGUGGUUAUGGCUCGGUUCAAUGUUUUAACUGGAUCUGCCGGUCAGAUUCGUACCAAUUGCCGACAAGUUAAUUAGAUCGACCACAGAUUAGCAUCACGUCAGUUGCCUGAACACUGGAACAUCCCAGGCAAUGCAGGCAUGUUGGAACAAUCAGUAUAUAAAACUGUAUAAACAGCUAGAAAGUGUACCAUGAUUGUUGGAGGCUCAGCAUGAGCGUCAUUCUUGUCGUUCAAAAUAAAAGUGGAGUGAAUUGUCUCAAACAGACAAGGUUUUCA
Physcomitrium patens is the source of this 1903-nucleotide messenger RNA. Its product is annotated as peroxidase 5. Gene Ontology annotation, biological process: hydrogen peroxide catabolic process; response to oxidative stress. Gene Ontology annotation, molecular function: peroxidase activity; heme binding. NCBI's taxonomy places the organism in Eukaryota, Viridiplantae, Streptophyta, Bryopsida, Funariales, Funariaceae. The record is from RefSeq and is a predicted model, not a curated record.